Messenger RNA from Toxotes jaculatrix (banded archerfish), 3953 nucleotides. Its product is annotated as phosphofurin acidic cluster sorting protein 1-like. NCBI's taxonomy places the organism in Eukaryota, Metazoa, Chordata, Actinopteri, Toxotidae. The record is from RefSeq and is a predicted model, not a curated record. The coding region runs from base 373 to 3081 and encodes 902 amino acids. Gene Ontology annotation, biological process: protein localization to plasma membrane. Gene Ontology annotation, molecular function: transmembrane transporter binding. The transcript is spliced from 24 exons.
CACACCGAGCCCACACGAAGUUGAGGCGCAGAGAGAGAGAGAGGGAGAGGGAGAGGGGACGAAGACAGAAACAGACGCGGGGGUUUGCCGCCUGCCUUCGGGUACAAACCCCGACGACUGCAAUGUUUUCACCAUCGGGCGGCGAUUAGCAACUUUCCGUCUGCGCUGACUGUAACGUUACGGGGGAGCGUUUCACGCAUUUGCACCAGCAGGAGCCUGAAAAAACAAGGCAAAGGAGGGAGGAGGACCGACAGCACCAAAAAAAAAAAGGACAGCACAUUCAUACACACACACACACACGAAGAAGAAGCCAGGCUACUACGGGUAUUCCUCCUUUCAGCUCCGUCUGAACGCUCGUUUUCAGCCUCCAGGAUGUCGGAGCGAGGAGGGCUCCCGCGGACUGGGGGCGUCCCUUCGCCGCACAUGCAGCCCUCCAAGCCGGUCAGCAUCACCUCCAACCGGCCGGUCCACAUGAACCUGUACGCUACCUGGGAGGUGGACCGAUCGUCACCCAGCUGCGUGCCGAGGCUGUUCAACCUGACUCUGAAGAAGCUGAUCAUGCUGAAGGAGCUGGAUAAAGACCUCACCUCCGUGGUGAUUGCCGUCAAACUGCAGGGCUCCAAGCGGAUCCUGCGCUCCAAUGAGAUCCUGCUGUCCUCAGCGGGGCUGACAGAGACCGACCUCCAGCUUACCUUCUCCCUGCAGUAUCCACACUUCCUCAAGAGGGACGCCAACAAGCUUCAGAUCAUGUUGCAGCGACGGAAGCGAUAUAAGAACCGCACCAUCCUGGGAUACAAGACGCUGGCCCUGGGCCUCAUCAACAUGGCCGAGGUGAUGCAGCACCCGAGCGAAGGGGCCCAGGUCCUGGGGCUCCACAGCCAGCUGAAGGACGCCUCGGUCCCCGUCGCUGAGGUCAGAGUCUACUCUCUGUCCAGCCAGCCCAUUGACCAUGAGGGACCCAAAGCCAAAAUGUCCGAUCGUUCUCCUGACAUCGACAACUACUCUGAAGAAGAGGAAGAGAGCUACUCGUCAGAACAGGAGGGCAGUGAUGAUCCCAUUCAUGGGCAGUAUCUAUAUGAUGAAGAGGAGGAGGUGAGGAAGAAGAAGCCGAGGCGUAAGCUCCCUUCCAAUGCCGCCAUCACCCGACAACCAAACAUCAAGCAGAAGUUUGUCGCCUUGCUGAAAAGGUUUAAAGUCACCGAUGAGGUUGGCUUUGGCCUGGAACACGUGUCCAGGGAGCAGAUCCAGGAGGUGGAGGAGGACCUGGACGAGCUCUACGACAGCUUGGAGAUGUACAACCCCAGUGACAGUGGGCCGGAGAUGGAGGAGACUGACAGCAUCCUCAGCACACCCAAACCUAAGCUGAGGCCGUUCUUUGAGGGAAUGUCCCAGUCCAGCUCGCAGACGGAGAUCGGCAGUCUGAACAGCAAAGGCAGCUUAGGCCGAGACACUUUCAGUCCGCAGGGGGAGCAGCCUCCUUUAGAGAAGAUGAAACCCUCCCGCAGCCGCAACCUGGAGGAGGCCCUGUCUGAGACUGACACAUUGGAGCUAACAGAUCAGGAGCUGUUUGCUGAGGUGGGCCCCUGCAUCAUGGUGUCAGUGGCGGAGAAACCCCGUACACCCAUGAAGACCAAAAGUGAAACGCAGACCAUGCCAUCACCAAGGCUGGACGGAAGCCACACCCCCCGACAGAAGCGCAGCAGCACUCCCAUGAAAGAGAGACAACUGUCCAAACCUCUGAGUGAACGAACCAACAGCUCGGACUCAGAGAGAUCCCCGGAGCUGGGGCACAGCACGGUCCUGAGGAAGGCAGUGUACGACCAGCUGAACCAGAUCUUGCUGUCGGACUCGGCGCUGCCAGAGAGCCUGAUCCUAGUCAAUGGAACAGACUGGCAGGGGCAGUAUGUUGCAGAUCAGCUCCAGGUACAGAGACACCCGGUGGUCUGUACGUGUUCGGCAGCUGAAAUCCAGGCGGUGCUGUCUGCUGUGCUCACUCGCAUCCAGAAAUUCUGUAACUGUAACUCGUCUAUGCCCAGAGCAGUGAAGGUGGCGGCGGUUGGCAGCCAGAGUUACCUCGGAGCCAUCCUGCAGUUCUUUGUCACUCAGCUUGCCAACAAGACGUCCGACUGGCUCAACCACAUGCGCUUCCUGGUGGUGCCUCUAGGCUCCCAUCCGGUUGCCAAGCACCUGGGUGCCCUUGACAACCGCUACAGCUCCUCUUUCCUGGACGGGGCGUGGAGAGACGUGUUCAGCCGCUCUGAGCCGCCGCAAACAGACCAGUUGGAUGUGGCGGGAAGAAUCGCCCAAUACAUCAGCGGUUCCACCGUCACACAUCAGCUGCCCAUCGCUGAGGCCAUGCUCACCUGCAAACACAGGACGCGAGAUGAAGACUCUUACCAGAAAUUCAUUCCAUUUAUUGGGGUAGUGAAGGUUGGUCUCAUUGAGUCCGGUCCUUCUCCCACAGGAGAUACAGAAGAGGGCGUGGCUGUGAGUUUGGCUGUCCCCUCCACAUCUCCCCCCUCCCAUGGGUCCCCUACAGGGAUGAAAGAGGCAGCCACUCCCCCCUCCUCCCCCUCCAUGGGCAGCGUCCUGACAGUACAAGGGAGUCCCAGUAUGUCUCACGGCGUGGAUGCCAUCGGCCUGCAGGUGGAUUACUGGCUGGCCUCGCUCGCUGAGAAGCGGCGGGAGGGCGAGCGUCGUGACACGGGCUGCAAGAACACACUGAAGAGCGCCUUCCGCUCGCUGCAGGUCAGCAGGCUACCAGGCGGGGGCAUCAGUGAUCCACAGACCCAAGUCAGCACUAUGGCCAUGACUGUGGUCACCAAGGAGAAAAACAAGAAAGUUCCCACCAUCUUCUUGGGAAAGAAGCCCAAGGAAAAGGAUGUGGACUCAAAGAGCCAGGUCAUUGAAGGCAUCAGCCGACUCAUCUGCUCUGCCAAGCAGCAGCAGACCAUCCUGAAAGUGUCCAUAGAUGGUGUAGAGUGGAAUGACGUUAAGUUCUUCCAGCUGGCCGCCCAGUGGCCCACUCAUGUCAAAUACCUACCUGUUGGACUUUUCGGCUACAGCAAACCCCCCUCUUAGAAGUGAGCGCCCCUCGACUCCUCUGACCCAGACUUGACCUUUGACUCUCCUCGAUUCUGCCUCUCAGCACCUGCAGAGCUGAGAGAGGACGUCGAGUGGCUGGACUCUUUUUCUUUCUUUAAUUUCAUGUUUGCUGCAGCCGUCUUAUUUCUAUUUGGGGAGGCAUAGGAGGAGGAGGAGGGUGGUGUUGGGGUACAGCGCUAUUACGAGUCACUUUAAUGCCCCUUUCAGUGUGUGUUUGUGUGGUGAGUGUGCAUGCACACGUGAAUGUACAGUAUGUGUGUGUGUGUGUGUGUGUUUAUAAGGGGCUUACAGCACAAGUUUAUUAGCUAACUGCCAUUUACGUUUCCGUUUUAUGGAAUGCAAUAGCAUGCAACAACUCACCGAUUUCAAGCCCUUAAAGUCUGACCCUCGACGUUUGACCCCUGACCUUUGGUGCAACCCUUGAAGGUCACCUCAAUGACCUGAUCCAAACGUGCAUGCGCGGAACUAACAGAUGACACCACUCAUGUGCCAGAAACAGUAACUCAAAAGGUAACACAACAGGGCUGCAGCAUUUGCAUGAGCCAGUGAAAACACAAAGAAAAGUCUCCUCCGCUCACAAAAUGCAGUCAAUGAAAGGCUGGCAUGUGAUGAAUUUCUCCUCCACAUAUUCUACACCAACAGUGCAGAUGCCCUUCAAAACAGGCCCAGUCAUUUUUUUUUAUUUCAAGGGCUUCCAUAUAACAGUUUCAAAUAUUCUUUCUCUACCAAAAUAAGUCAUUUGGAUGUUUAAUGCCAAACAUUUCCUUUCAAAAAAAAAAAAGAAAAAAGAAAAGAAAAUAUAUAAAGGGGAAGUGUCUUUUUUUUUAAUCGUGCUCUAGUGAAAAAUA